AUGUCCACGGACCCCGCCAAUCAAUUUCCCUUCGAGAGAGGACUCCCUAACCUAAGAUCUCCGCCGCCGCUCGCUGUUUCCGCAGAGGAUAACUCAACUAUCGAUGUGACAACGUUCGCAUGGCUCAAAUCACCUGCUGCUGCGUCCGCCGCACCAUCUAUCAACAAAAGGAAGCGUCUUCGCCGCUCCCUCAUCUGGAUGGAUAUCGUAAAGAGAUUAACACGCAGUGAGCGGUUGCUGGGUCUUUUGAAGUACUAUCAAGAUGAAAGGAGAGAUCCCGCUUCAAAGAAGGAUAUUGAAGAUUGGCUCCGUAGUCGUAUCCCGGGAGCUUCUGGGGUUGGUAACCUCUUGGAGGAGACAAUCCGUAUCCUUUCGGAGGAAGAUGGAAAGAAGGGCGAGAUCACCAAAGAUAGGCAGUACUUGAUAAAGGUUUAG
Messenger RNA from Morchella importuna, 435 nucleotides. RefSeq lists its product as uncharacterized. The record is from RefSeq and is a predicted model, not a curated record. Bases 1 to 435 code for a protein of 144 amino acids. The transcript is spliced from 3 exons. Lineage: Eukaryota; Fungi; Ascomycota; Pezizomycetes; Pezizales; Morchellaceae.